AUGCCUUCCCUGCACCACGGAGCUAUCUUCAUCGGAGCCUUCCUCAUUGUGACCGGUGGGUCCACAGCCUUCUUGGCCUCGGCCCAGAGCCGCCUGCAGGCUUUCUCCCUCUGCUGUGUGGUGCUGGGGGUGGUUCUGCUCAUCCUGGGGCUCUUCUGGGCAAUGAACAGAAAAAAUGCCGCAAACUACAACCAUGGGGAGUUUGACCCAGACUGCCAACAUUAUCCGUACGACUUCUUCGUACCCCCGGGGAGCCACUUCCCAGAGUCCCAGUCAGUGUUUCUUCCCAGGACAAUGGAGCGCCACAGGCAUGGUGCACGUGGUGAGGAAUUUGACUACCCUCCCAUGGACUCCGGUGGUUUUAGUCCAACGCCUCAUCCUCCUCCUUGGCUGGGACCUCCGCCGCCGUACGAGGUUGCCAUCAAGUCCACGUGCAGCUCUACACACCUGCGGCGUGCAUACUCAGACACACACCUGGCAACAGAGCCCCUGUUUGGACAGUCAAGAGAGAUCAGCUUUGAGGUGUGAUGCUGGACGAUGUAGAUACCCCGCCUCUCUGGGGCUCACUCAUACUCUACUGUAGCUGCCUUUUGACAGC
Toxotes jaculatrix (banded archerfish) is the source of this 598-nucleotide messenger RNA. RefSeq lists its product as uncharacterized. Bases 1 to 528 code for a protein of 175 amino acids. The transcript has 2 exons. The record is from RefSeq and is a predicted model, not a curated record. Lineage: Eukaryota; Metazoa; Chordata; Actinopteri; Toxotidae.